Molecule: messenger RNA, 1813 nt
Organism: Rhopilema esculentum
Lineage: Eukaryota; Metazoa; Cnidaria; Scyphozoa; Rhizostomeae; Rhizostomatidae
Product: cathepsin Z
Biological process (GO): proteolysis
Molecular function (GO): cysteine-type peptidase activity
Source: RefSeq, a predicted model, not a curated record
AAACAUUCGUCUCUGCUUCCAGAAAUUAGGAGGAAGAAAACAUGGAGCUUUUCAGGUUGAUUUCUUUGUUUUGUGUCCUUGCAAUCUGCCAAGCUCUUUCAGUAGUGAAGAACAACAAAGAGCCUUGCUAUAGGCCUGAAUUUGACAAAGGAAUCGAAGAAAAAAUCAAAACUCCAAGGCCCCAUGAGUUGAUGAGCCUAAAUGAGCUUCCAAAGGCAUGGGAUUGGCGCAAUGUUAGUGGAAGGAAUUAUGUCAGCCAAACAAGAAACCAACACAUUCCCCAAUAUUGUGGGUCAUGUUGGGCUCAUGGGACAACAAGUGCCAUGUCAGACAGAAUAAACAUUAUGAGGAAAGGUGCCUGGCCAUCAAAUCUUUUGUCAGUUCAAAAUGUUCUUGAUUGUGCUGAUGCAGGAACAUGCCAUGGUGGAGGUAUGCUUGGGGUUUAUCAGUAUGCACAUGAAAAUGGCAUUCCAGAUGAAACAUGCAACAAUUAUCAAGCUAAGGACCAAAGUUGCACUGCGUUCAAUAAAUGUGGCACAUGUGUCACUUUUGGUCAGUGCCAUGUUAUACAGAACUACACCCUAUGGAAAGCAGGAGAGUAUGGCUCGGUUGACGGACGUGAAAAAAUGAUGGCGGAGAUCUACAAACGUGGUCCAAUCGCCUGUGGUAUAAUGGCCACAAGCGGACUGGAUGCCUAUGAGGGCGGAGUUUACAAAGAAUACCAUUUCUUCUCAAUGAUCAACCAUAUCAUAUCCAUUGUUGGUUGGGGUGUGGAUAAUGAUGGCACUGAAUACUGGAUUGGCAGAAAUUCGUGGGGACAGCCGUGGGGUGAAAAGGGAUGGUUCAAAAUUGUUACGAGUUUGUACAAAAAUGGGGAAGGAAAUAGCUACAAUCUUGGAAUUGAGAGUCAGUGCGCAUUUGCAGUUCCAACGUUUUAGGACAGUUACUGCAUAUUUGAGCCCUGAUACCUUGACCUUUGCCCUCAACGUAUUUGAACUUCGCUAUUCUAACCUUUGACCUCUACAUAUUUGAGCUUCGAUAUUUUGAUUUCUGCUGAAUCUUUUGAUAUUUUGCCAAAAAGGGGAAAUGCGAAAAAAUUGGCACUCUUGAUUUUGAGAAAGCUGAUUUAGAGAUUGCCGAAAGCUCGUGUAAAAACGAAAAAUUACAGUUUUCUAUAUUUUGAAAAAUUUCCGUGCGAUAAAACUUUGGUUUAGAUAAAUUUGAUAGGAUUUAUUUACUAUUUAACUAGCUUCAUCGAAAAUAAAUCCCCCGCAAUUUUUGGCGCUUAAUGAAUUAUGUUUGGCUUAAGAUUUGUAUGAUAACCAAUUGUGAUUUGCUUACGUUUGCCAUAAUGGCAUGUUCGAACGAUAGUGAAAAAGUACAACUGUUAAACAAGAAAUCUGAUCUGAUGCCCCUUCCCACAAUGCUCUUCUAAUAACAAUCGUUCCAUUAAGUAGUUAUUCUUACCCUUUCCAGUGAUGAUAAAGCUCUCCUAAAUUUUUUGUUCGUUUGAGGAAGCUGCUCAACAUUUAUACAAAAUUUGAGUAUCCUGUCAUAAUUUCCCUCUUUUAUUGGGUUUUAUUUAACAUGCAAUCUAUAUUGCUUACAAAUAUAGCUUAAUUGUCACGUUUCUGCUCCUUAAUUAGUGCGUAUCACUUUUAAUUAGUGUUUUUUGUAUUGUAUUUUCGUAAUUUUCCUUCCUUCUCGAAUGCGUAAGACUGGCGCAAAGUGUGUGAGAUCAAUAUUAUUUAAGACUUGUAAUUGAAAUAAUUUUGAAUAUAAAGCUUUUUUCCAGAGAUAAUUUUGUCAUCCA